Molecule: messenger RNA, 1290 nt
Organism: Penaeus vannamei (Pacific white shrimp)
Lineage: Eukaryota; Metazoa; Arthropoda; Malacostraca; Decapoda; Penaeidae
Source: RefSeq, a predicted model, not a curated record
ACGCGGGCCUGAUUGACUCGCGUUACCAUGGUUACGGCGUCACCUUCCGUCAUGGCGACCAGGAUCUCGAAAUGGACGCGAGAACGAGGCGGCAGAAAAGAUUUCGUGGACCCGACGCGCAAAAGCCACCAACCUCUGAAAAUCCAUCUGUCAGAAAUCGAGACACGGAAGCUGCGUGGUUUGGCGACCGCCGAGGGGAGAGAGGAGGAGCCGAGAGAGAAGGAGAGAACUUUCGAGGGGAAAGAGGACUCGGUCAUGAGGAGAAGAAUCGAAAAACUUCGGGCAGAGUUGCAUGGCUUCGCGCUUCAUGAGGGUCACCCUCGACCGGCAUCGCAAACAGGCAUAAAAGGCGACGAAGAGGAAGCGGGGAAAGCGCAGAUAAAGAGGAGAACAGUGGAAGAACUGCAAAAGGAAGCGGCGGAAAGGAGAAGGACCCUGAGACGCGUCCGAAGCUACAUUCCUCCCAAGGUCAUUCCUACGACGCCGAAGGAACGAGGAAGGAAAAUUCAUGCAAAGAUGCUUCAAGAGAGGGCAGUGCAGGUGAAGGAGAAGAAGGGCAGAAUAAAGGAGAAGAAAGAAGACGAUGAUAUGUGGGGAGAAAUAGUUGCCAAGAAUCACGAAUUAUACCAAGACGACUUGUGGAGGGAGAAGUUCGCCAAGAUAGAAAACCGAGAUCGUUUGAAGGAUGACUUAGCUAAAUUGUGCGCAGAGAGGCAGGCGAGGGACGCGGCAGAGCAAGCAGAGCGAGUGCGCAUGCGCCAGAAUAUCGAAGGUAGUGACCAAGUCUUCCACCUGUAUCGAAUGCAUAUGCACAGACAGGCCGAGGAGGAGAAGCGGCGGAAGCGCGACGCUGCUCUGCGGGAAAUCGAGGGGAUCAGGAGGUGCAAGCUCUCGGAGGCCGCCCAGGAAGACCGGCUGAGGGACGAGGACCUGCGCUACUCCGCCUUCAGGAGAGCCUACGCCAGGAGGGUGAAGCAGAGGGUGCUGGAUAAGAUGCAGGGAAGAGGCCCGCGCCCCAUGAGGACCCUUAUUAGUCUCAACAACUUCAUGAGUGUUAUUAAGUGUUACACUCACACUGGAACCACUAGUCUUUGGCGGCUUCGGGGCCCUGGUGUACUUACACCAACAGCAGAAUAUGACCGCGCGGUGACAGGGAACAAGCCAGAAAGUGACAGUUUAAAUAGUUACACUGUAACACUGAAUAUGAGACACGAAGACAUCACUUUCUUGGCAGUUAAGAGCAUUAAAGACAAGAACAUUCUCUUUGCUUCUUGCUUUAAUGAAUAUUGA